UUGUAUGCGUGCGAUCAAACCGACAACGUGAUUGAACAAGUAUUGAGUGUCACUUUCAUCAAGCUACUGUUACUCUCAGACAUGUCCGGCAAAUUGUUGAUGAUAGCUCUUUGUGGGCUGGCUGCCUUCUGUGCCAUCCCCAUCUCAUCAGCACAGUCCCUGGGCCAGUACGACACGGCGGCCUCCGACCGACGUAACGAGUGGGACGCGCUCGGCGGCCUGUACGCACUCCUCGCGCAACACGACGCGCUCGGCGGACACGCCCUGGCGCGCAAGUCGGUACGCUCGCCGUCACGUCGCCUGCGCUUCGGUCGCAGGUCCGACCCCGACAUGGCCCCGCAGACUCCGCUGGACGAGUUAGACGAGCUCCUGACUCUGCGCGACGUUCGCACCCCGGUUCGUCUUCGCUUCGGACGUCGGUCGGAUGAACGCGCUGUGCCCCAUAUCUUUCCACAAGAGGAACAAGAGCGGGAUGUCAGAGCUCCGUCAAUGAGGCUCAGAUUCGGCCGUCGUUCAGACAACAACAUGUAUGUGCUGCCAUUCGAGUCAACCAUCCCAAAGGAUGUCAAAGCCAGCACCUCGGUUGAAGACGACAGGCAACAAAACUAGGCGAAACAAAUAGACAAACCAUAUCUUUCCCCUCCAUAACAUUUGUCAAUAUCUCUUAUAUGUUACAAUUAAUUAAAUAAUUAAUUACAAUCUAUAUUUAGGUAUCUUAAAACUAUAAAAAUAUGUUAAUCUGUUUAAGCUGUACAUAAUAAUCGUCUAGUAUAUUAUAUGUAGCUAAUCUCUUUCGCGCUAAUAAACUGUCCUAAAUUUGUUUCAGACUGUGACAUUAUUUGAUAGUUUGCGCAUUUAAUUUCUAGUCAAGAAUUCUUAUGAGACUGGUAUUAUUUACCGACAGGGAGCAAUUUUACAUUAGAAGCUGGGAAAAUGUAAAAUUAUUUCACUGUUUUUUUAUUUGUUGGCUUUUUGGCAAUUUUAAUGGAAUCUAAUGUUACUUAAUGUAGUGGAAUGUAUGUAUAUUUAAUUUUGUAUAGUCCAAUAUUAGUUGAAAUAAAAUAAUACUUAUAAACUAA
Molecule: messenger RNA, 1079 nt
Organism: Leptidea sinapis
Lineage: Eukaryota; Metazoa; Arthropoda; Insecta; Lepidoptera; Pieridae
Gene: sNPF
Product: short neuropeptide F
Exons: 6
Coding region: 82-609 (175 amino acids)
Source: RefSeq, a predicted model, not a curated record